CGGGGGUCAGGCCAGGUCGCCGGCCAGGCAGCGGCCACCAGCGGCAUGGGCAGUGCAGCGCUCCUGAGGAGGAACUCUGGCAGACAGGGCCUGGACAGCCUCCUGAGGCUUGCCACACAGUGGAACCUGGAAGAUGAGGAGGAGGCUGCCCGGGAGCGGCGAAGGCGGGAGAGAGACCAGCGUCUGCGGGACCAGGACCAGGACCAGGACCAGGACCAGGAUGGAGGCAGCCAGUGCCCUCUGGAGCCCCCGGAGCAAGAGAAGCUCCUGACGGCCUCGGAGGCCCCGGAGCCAGAGGAGGACGAGGGUUUCGGGGACUGGUCCCAGAAGCCAGAGCUGCAGCAGCCCCUUUGGGGACAGGGCCCGGAGAGGGAGCAGGAGGGCGACAGGCCCUGUGGGAACCAGGAUGGUGACCCUGUGAGCCCCGCCGGAGUCUGCCUGGAGGAGUUGCAUCUGCAGCCCGGCUCGGAGCCCCAGGAGGAGACCGGCCGGGCCAGCCCGGGCCUGACGGGGGCCGAGGAGCCUGAGGAGCACCAGAGAUGUCAGCAGCCCAGGACACCUAGUCCCUUGGCCUUGGAGGAGACCACUGAACCAAGCUCACCCCCCUUGAGCCCCAGCAUCAAACUCAUGGAUAGAACCGAGUCCCUGAACCGCUCCAUCAAGAAGAGUAACAGUGUGAAGAGGUCCCAGCCAGCUCUGCCCAUCUCCAAGAUCGAUGAGAGGUUGGAACAGUACACCCAGGCCAUUGAGACUGCUGGCCGGAACCCCAAACUAGUUCGGCAGCCCUCCAUCGAGCUGCCCAGCAUGGCCGUGGCGAGCACCAAGAGCCGGUGGGAGACGGGAGAGGUGCAGGCUCAGUCUGCUGCCAGGAGCCCCUCCUGCAAGGAUAUUGUAGCUGGAGACAUGAGCAAGAAGAGCCUCUGGGAGCAGAAAGGAGGCUCCAAGACAUCGUCGACAAUUAAGAGCACCCCAUCUGGGAAGAGGUACAAGUUUGUGGCCACCGGCCAUGGGAAGUACGAGAAGGUGCUGAUGGAUGAGGGCUCGGCGCCCUGAGCCUUCCCUCUGCGGUCCUGAGCCCGGGUGCAGGCAGGCGGCUCCCUCCACACCCCCAUCCAUGCUCCCGGGGAGAGUCCAGCCAGAUGCCCACCCAGCCCUGCCGAAGAAGCCGCUCCCUAUUGCCCGCCUGGCUGCCCAUGCCCCUCCAACACCUGCCACUGCUGCCACCUCUGUCCCUGGACCUCCGACCCCUCUCCCCUCUGCUCCCAGACCCACCAGCUCUGCCUCUCACAGCCCCGAGGAAAGGGAUCCUCACUGAUGCUUGGCUAAGGGGACCAGCCCGCAGAGGCCACACACUCACGAGAAAGGGACGGCCUGUGCAGAGAGAGCGCAGCUGCCGGGGGACAUCCCUUCAAGAGCCGCUGGUGCCUGUGCUGGAUGCUCAGGCCCCAGGCCCUUCCCCACCUCCUGCUUGCAGCCCCUUCAUUUUGUGCAAUAAAAGCUCUUUCCAUGCCCCA
Molecule: messenger RNA, 1514 nt
Organism: Miniopterus natalensis
Lineage: Eukaryota; Metazoa; Chordata; Mammalia; Chiroptera; Miniopteridae
Source: RefSeq, a predicted model, not a curated record